Phyllotreta striolata is the source of this 998-nucleotide messenger RNA. The record is from the annotation of a GenBank genome assembly. Lineage: Eukaryota; Metazoa; Arthropoda; Insecta; Coleoptera; Chrysomelidae.
UCUCCUUAAAAUCGAUUUUUCCGUUUUGUUGGUAAACAAGGAAGACGUAUCUGUGUAAGCCCGUACCUUGCGGUGGGCCGGAUCCUCUAUAUCCCGCGAUUACUUCGCCAUUUUCAACAUCUCCUCCUUUUACAUUCCCUACAAGCCAGUGCAACACUUCUCUGAGUUUGGGGUCUUCUCUGCUGGGUUCAACUUACCAACCAUCGCGACCGUGUAGAAAGUAUUGGGAUCAGCCGUCCAGUUAACAGUAAUAGGCUCAUCUUUCACCUGAGUCGGGGUUAAUUCAUUUCCAAGUUCAACACUUGCUCCGCUGGGAUAAAUCACCUAUAAUAAGCCCGAUUAUCGACCAAGUAUAAUUGUAACGCAAUUAGUUAGAUUACAGAGGAACAUGACGAGCUAAGCAUAUUAAAAAAUGAAACGUAAAUCCGUUAAUAACUGUUAUUAUUAUUAUUAACAUGUAGUUAUUUAACCUCUAAAUUGUGCAUUGUGGUUAAAAUUUUGUAGUAUUCCAAUAGUAUUCGAAUGAAAUGGAACGCCUUCCGGACAUUUCUCGUUUGAUUUUCGCAAUUAGUGCAUUCACAAUCAUCUGCGCGAAUCCGAUAACGGUGAGCAUCGAUAAUCCGAAUUCCCUUACGAAAGUAACCACGAAAAACGUCACUCGUCCGAAAAUCGACGUAAAAAUUUUGGGCAAGCCGCACCAUUUGUUCAUCGGAAGAUGCAGCCCGAAGGACGAGAUCCUCCACGAGGAGCACAUCGUUCUCACUAACGACGGCAAAAGCCACGUGUCUGCGAACAUUCGGAUGAACAUCGAAGGCCCGGUGAAUAUAACCUGCGUGAAUGUCUACGAUGAGAUGCCCAACGGCGAGGGCGGGUAUCCCAGUUUCGCUGCAGGAGGCGUCGGGCACGACUUCGUUGAAUUUAAUGUUAUGACUAACUACGGGAAAGGAUUUCACUUUUACACCAGAGUUCAAGGGUAUACGAAAAAAGAUAUCGUGUAA